This is a messenger RNA of Pocillopora verrucosa, 720 nucleotides long. RefSeq lists its product as uncharacterized. NCBI's taxonomy places the organism in Eukaryota, Metazoa, Cnidaria, Anthozoa, Scleractinia, Pocilloporidae. The record is from RefSeq and is a predicted model, not a curated record.
AUGCCUUCUGGUGACUAUUCCGGAAAAGAAAGGCAAUCCGUGUAUGAGAAAGCUUUGGUAAUAAGCCACGAAGGAGAAAAAAAGUUAUCACUUCUCAAGAAAGAUCUGGACCGCUCCAAAUUACAAACGUACAUCUCUUACAAGCUUGAAGAGCGAGAACUACGGAAGGAAUUGUUUCGAAUCAAACGAGAACAAAUCAGUCUGGCGAAAGAAGCAAAACAGCGACAGAGAGACAACAAAAGUAUUGAUGACAUCGCAAAAGAAAUAAAGGUUACAAAUCCUGGAAACAGAGGUGCUACAGCUAUCCAGCUUGAGAAAAAGUUCUCUUUACCGCAUAUAAACUGCACGCAAAAAAAUGUGCCAAUGAUUUUGCGUCGAAAGUUGUCACACGAGUCUGAAUAUUUCACGUGGACGUUUGGGCUUCCAACAGUUGAAAAUGCAGUGAAAGCUUUGAAUCCGUCGGACGGCGAUCAGAAGAAGAAAGGAAAAGGGGAAAGUAAAGCAACAUGUGAUGGCGACGGAAGUGAAGGGAACGACAGUGCAGGAAGAGCUCGAGCGAAUACAAUUCACCGCAUCGUGUACAACGUUCCUGUCUCUGAGCGAAGGAAAGACAACUCCAGCCUGCCUCCUAUUAAUGCAAAACUUCCGAAAAUUGAUCCAGAUAAAGGAACCGUCUCCAAUGGCAAAUCUGCUGACCACUUGAAAUUGCCAAAAAUUUAA